AUGAUCAACUCAUCAGUACUUAAAAACAACCUGACCCAAGUGUCCUUCACAUUCAGUAAAGCGUCUGUGUACACAAUGUGGAUCAUUACAGCCUUGAUAACAUUGGGAUUAUGUUUCUUCUUCUACUAUGUCACAGUGAUGCUGAACGCCUUCUUCCUAACACCAGAGCUCCGGCAGACUGCUCGCUACGUUCUGUUUGUUUGUAUGCUCAUUAAUGACACAUUGUGUCUAGUCCUGGCAUUCUACUUAAACCUUGCAUAUAUAGCAUAUAUCCCUGUACCAACAUGCUACAUUGUGUACUUUGUUUCUGCAAUUACAUUUAAAGUAACUCCAUACAACCUGGCAGCCAUGGCUGUAGAGCAAUAUGUCGCCAUUUGCUACCCACUGCGACAUGCCCAGCUGUGCACCCCACAGAGAGCCAAAGCUGUUUUUACCAUUAUAUGCUUGGUGCUGAUGAUCCCACAUGUUGCUGAUUUAUGUGUCAUGUUCUUGUCAUGUCCCAAUAUAUUCAAUCUCUAUAUUAUGUGUGUAAAGGAAAAUAUGAUGGUUAAUAAAAUUCAAUAUCUUAUUAGGUCCGUUGAUCUCAUCCUGUGUUUCAGCUCUGUGGGACUUGUCCUCAUAUUUACAUAUGUAAAGAUUAUGCUGGUUGCCCUAAAAGCAAGUUCUCAGUCAUCUUCUGCCACCAAAGCCAGGAAGACAGUUCUGCUCCACGCCUUCCAGUUUCUCCUAUGCCUGGCGUCAUUAUUGAAUAUGCUUACAAAGACAUUUACUCUCGAAGUUGCUGCGCAGAUACAAUUGAUAAACUUUUUUAUUUUCACCUAUGUGCCGCGAUUUCUCAGUCCUGUAAUCUAUGGAAUCCGGGAUGAUGUACUGAGAAAACAUCUUAAGAAAUCUUUACCAAAAUGUACCUCCAUCAGGAAAAGACUUGGUACUGGCGGUAACAUAAAGAUGCAGAAGGGUGAGCGCCAAUAG
Pseudophryne corroboree (corroboree frog) is the source of this 972-nucleotide messenger RNA. Its product is annotated as odorant receptor 131-2-like. The transcript has a single exon. Bases 1 to 972 code for a protein of 323 amino acids. The record is from RefSeq and is a predicted model, not a curated record. Lineage: Eukaryota; Metazoa; Chordata; Amphibia; Anura; Myobatrachidae. Gene Ontology annotation, biological process: G protein-coupled receptor signaling pathway; detection of chemical stimulus involved in sensory perception of smell. Gene Ontology annotation, cellular component: membrane. Gene Ontology annotation, molecular function: olfactory receptor activity; odorant binding; G protein-coupled receptor activity.